Messenger RNA from Oppiella nova, 354 nucleotides. The record is from the annotation of a GenBank genome assembly. NCBI's taxonomy places the organism in Eukaryota, Metazoa, Arthropoda, Arachnida, Sarcoptiformes, Oppiidae.
AUGACGCCCUAUGCGCCCUAUGACGCCCUCUAUCGGGCGGUGCACACACGUGGACGUACUGAAAGGGGUCAGUUGAUGGGCAUUCGCUUUUGGCCGCAAGUGUCGACUGCAGUGAACAGCCUUUCCGUGUCGGCUACAGACGUGGACUUAUUUAUGGCAAACGAUUCCCCACUCAAAGAAAUGCUUAAUGAAUACAUCACUGAACACUACGAGAACCGGAAUAAAGAGGACGACUCGUCUAUAUUGGACUCACUGUUCCUGUUGUGUAAUAUAAUUGACGUGAUUUUCGUGCAGCCUGCUAUAUUUCUCACCUCGGACACACAAUUGUCCAUGCUACCAUUUUAUAUCGCCUGA